This is a messenger RNA of Pangasianodon hypophthalmus (striped catfish), 4197 nucleotides long. RefSeq lists its product as uncharacterized. Lineage: Eukaryota; Metazoa; Chordata; Actinopteri; Siluriformes; Pangasiidae. Gene Ontology annotation, biological process: positive regulation of transcription elongation by RNA polymerase II. The coding region runs from base 297 to 3689 and encodes 1130 amino acids. The transcript has 6 exons. The record is from RefSeq and is a predicted model, not a curated record. Gene Ontology annotation, molecular function: protein binding.
CUUAUAUAUUGUAUUUAGGCUAAUUAAGCCUCUUUUUUUUGCUAAUUGACACACAGUCAUAGUGUUCAUUAGAGACGUUUACACCAUGGAGAAACUUCACUGCACGCGCGGUGUCGGUCUGCAGCGCGUGAGGAGCUCGGAGCUGCAGAGAUGCGCGCGACAUGUGUUAGCAUCAGCAGCACGCAGCACACAGAAAACACCGGGCAAGAGGCUUUUGCGGUGUGUUUACCGCCUAAUGUGAUCGAAAGACGCCGGGGGUUUGUUGUUUACAGGAGUCGGAGGAAGGCUAAAAAGAAAUGCUGCAGUUUGAGACAUUGCUUCUGAGACAGUUGCAGAAGCAGCAGAACAGGGAUGAGUUCUGUGACACUGUCCUUCAAACUCAAGGUGUGUCAGUGCCAGUACACAGCUGUGUGCUGUCUGCCUUCAGUCCCAGGCUCUAUGGCACUCUAUCCUCCAUGCCAGUACCCAUGGCUGGGCAGAGACGGCUAAUCGAGCUCCAGGCUGUGGAUGCCUGCACUCUGCUUAGCUUGGUUAGUCUGCUCUACUCAGGUCAGUUACAUGAGAACAGAGAGCAGGUCCUCUCAGCUGCACAAACAUUGGGCAUUGUGUUACCUCAGUGGCAAGAAGAAAGACAUGGAGGAAAAGUGGGAAGAAGAAAAAAGAGAGAGGAUUCUGAACAAGAGAUAGAGAAAGAGGUGGAUGCCAGAGAGUGGGAUGAUAGGCUAACCGGAAGAAUGGACGAGGGCAGUGGAGGACAGAAAGAGAAGAUAAGAGAGAGUGGUACACAGACUGAGUGUGGGAGAGAAACAGAUGAGAGAGGUGCACAAACAGAUCUGGCAUGCUCAGAGCCUCAGAGCAUCCAGACUAUUUAUCUGAUUGACCAGUCGAUAUGCUCCACCAACCAGGAGCUUGGCAGUUACAUGGAUAUCCAUGAUACGGCAUUGGCAUUGCAGGCAAUCCAUCCAGAAAGGAAAUCGUCCACUUGUGAUGUGUUAGCCGUGGCCUCUGAGACAGGAGAUUGUCACACAGUGAGUGAAUCUGCCUGUGUAUCCCAAAUCUACCUAUAUUCCUUGGAAACCUCAUACCACCAACCUUCCACUUCUGUCACUCUCCACCCUCAUAAUGGCUUUUUGGACCAAUCAAUGGUUGUGCCAGCUGCUGGAGCUGAUGCAAUAAAUGAUCUAAAACAGUUUGAAGGAAAUAUACCUGGUUUCAUAAGCCACUUUCUGGAUUCCACUGACUCCCAAAAUAUAGGGAGAAUGGGACAGGGCUGUGCAAGAGAAGGGGCCAAAGAAGAGCAAGUGGUUAAGAGAGCAAGAGCAAGGUCAACAGGUGGAGGGUCAGUGAGAGAAUGGGUAAGAUGGAUAGGAGGAGGAAGAGGAGGAAGGAGACAAAGGCGCAUGGAAAGGUGGGGAUUGGUGGCAAGGUUAGCAUGGCGGGGUCAGGGUGGGGGUAGAGUCGGCAGACUGCUGGAAACCAGAUCAACAGGGAAGAACCCAAUGAGAACAUUCCAGAGACGGCGAGGCAGAGAGGCAUUUGUGGAAGCAGGAGAGGCAAGAGGAAGAGGCAGGCACAGGGAGAAAGGCAAGACAGGCACAAUUGCAGGCAGUGAGGAGCAGAAUGACCCUCCACGCAAGCGCAGGCCAAGAGGCCGUCCUCGUGUACGCCCACUUCCUCCUGCUUCCCGCAGUUUCUCAACAAUGACAUCAACCAAACAGGACACUCUGGAUCCUACAGAACUUGACCUGUUACACACUGUGACCCCCACGCCAGCUGUUCAGAUGGAGCCCAUUCAGCCCAUUGACACACUCCUAGAUGACAUCAUGACAGGCCUCCAUUUUCUACCCCCAGCAGAAAAUCAAACCAAUCAACAUGGCCUUAUGAACACCACAACUUCCAGGGGUCCACCCAUUUCAAAGGCUAUGUAUCCCAACAGUCAGUCUGUAAAAUCCACAGAUCCAAAGCAGCAUCUGGAAGGCGAAAUCAGUGAUAUCCUCGAUCACUUUCUGAGGACCUUUGAACAGCAAGUCGGUUGCUGUGGUUUAGAUGCAGGAGAUGAGACAUCGCAAGACAAAUUGGAUGCAGGCAGUGGCGAAUCAGACCCCAGCACUGAUCCAUGGAGCAGCACUCCUAAAACAUAUUCACAGCUACAACCGCACAACCCACACCUUCACCAUCAAAAACCACAAGCAAACGUUUUACACACCUCAAGCACACUGAGCACCCAACCGCCAUUUACAUAUAGGGUGAACCCAUCAGUAGCAGAAAAAACCAAUGCCCAAGAUGGCCAGAUACAUGGGUCAGAAAUGGAGAAACCAUCCACAGACCAGAACAUUGUGCAACAGUUCGAAAACCGAAGGCUGACUAGGAGCCAGAGCAUGAAGAGAAAACUGGAAACAGCCUUAAUUAGCCUUCAAAACCCGGAUAAGAGGAAGUGCAAAGAAAAACAGAGUGCUGACACUAAGAAGAAAAGACAAAGGGAUGAUCGAGGGCGAUCUGAAGCAUGUGCGAAUAAAAGUGGAGUGAAUAACUUGAACAAAAACAACAAAAAUAGGGCUACACGAGCUCGCAUUGACGAAAGGCAAAAACAAGCAAGUGCAACAGAGAGGAGACAUGGAGUGAACAGGUCUGGUAGAAGGAAGAAGAGUGUUGAAAAUAGAAGUCACAAAAUGGAUGUUUUUUAUGAAAGGAAGAAGAGCCCCCAAGAAGGAAGACCUGGAAUUAAUGGCUGUGGUGAGACGAAGAAGAAUGUUGGAAAAGGUUAUGUAGAGGCAGAACGUAUAUCUAAUGGUCAAUCGUCUGAAAAGAGCCAAAUAGGAGGAACCUGUUUUGAGAUAGCUUCUUCAGCUAUGGAGAAGGUGAGAAUGCUUCUACAGCUCCAAGGUGAGGAAGAGGAUGAAAUAGCAAAUGAGAGUGUGGGAAUACAUGGGGAAAAUAAAGUAGGAAAUGGAAGAUUGGUCAAUCAUAAAAGUAUAUCUGGAGCUGAAGAAAGACUCGCUGUUGAAAACGGUUUGCAUGGUCAUCUUGGAGAGAUUCAGGAGCCAGAAGACGAAGGAAGAAUAAUAGUUAACGGAGAGGGUGAGGGACAGGAGAGAAUAAGCAGUAUAGUAGAAGUGAGCCAGAGGCAAGAAGAAGAAGAAAGAAUGGCCAUUGGACUGAGGCAGGAAGAACUGAUGACUGAAGAAUGCAGCGUGCCCUUUCAACUGAAUCUGCCUUCAAAUGCAGUUUUUUCAGCUAAAGAAGGAAACAACAACAAUGAGACUACUCUCAACACUACAGAAUCAGUCACAAACGUAUUAGAUUCAUGGCCGGGUGAUGUAGUGUCAGCUCUACGUGUACAUUUGCUCCAGAGAGAAGUCGUGCCACCUUCUACCCAAAGCACCAUGCACAAAACAGCUGACUUAACUUUGGACGUAGGAGAUGCACCUCGGUUGACGUCUACAGCACAACUCUCACACACACAACCUUGCCAAGAGCGUCUCAGCCCACACAUGUCCACAAAAGACUUGCUGCAGUUGGCAGGGAGUUCUGUGGAUGAAGAAGAAGAUGUGGAUGUGCUAGAGGUGUCCAGCCCAACCUCUGAGCUGCCUGCUGUGCCGACUGUGUUCUUGGGGGUGGAUCUGAGCACCGAGGAGGAGGAGGUGGACGAAGAUGUUGAGAUUGAUGUACUUGGUCUACAAUCAGAUUAGCUAUUCCGCAGGACUCCCACACACUCCACUGAUCUGCUGUGAUGAGAGUUAAUGGAGGGAACAGAUAUAGAAAUCAAGUCCUGCAUAUUUUUAUAUGUCACUCAGGUUCGCCACACCUGAGAUUAGAUGUUGGACUUCACAUCAUGUCUGUAACCACACAAAAAAGUUUAAGUUUUAUUUGUUUUAAGCCAGAUAUGCUGAACAAGUCUGUUUAUUCCAUCUGGUUUCCUUUUAAGACUGUAGUGGCAGAAAAAAAAAAUGGACAAAGUGCAAGAUUUGUAUGGCUGGUUUAAUAAUUUUGGACUUUUGCAGGUGAGGACAGUUUAGUUUAUUAUGUUUAAUGUCAAGGUUUAAGGCAGGAGUUCUACAUGUGACUGUUAGUCUCUGUUGCACCACUGUUUAUGUGCCUAUAAUCAUAAUCCACUCAACUAAUUUUCUUAGCGUUCAGCAAUUUAAUUCCUUGUUUGUAAGCUUUUGUUGUGUUUAAGAUUAAACCAUUGAUUUGUAA